Messenger RNA from Grammomys surdaster, 2207 nucleotides. Its product is annotated as ecto-NOX disulfide-thiol exchanger 1-like. The record is from RefSeq and is a predicted model, not a curated record. NCBI's taxonomy places the organism in Eukaryota, Metazoa, Chordata, Mammalia, Rodentia, Muridae. The annotation marks the transcript as partial. Gene Ontology annotation, molecular function: protein-disulfide reductase activity; RNA binding. The transcript is spliced from 12 exons. Gene Ontology annotation, cellular component: external side of plasma membrane; plasma membrane. Gene Ontology annotation, biological process: ultradian rhythm.
AGAUUCCAAUGACCUCCAAGGGGAUCCUCCACUCAGCUGUCAAAGCACCCCAGUGCCCCAGGGUGCAUGCAGUUCAAUGGUAGAUGCAGCUGGAUUUGAGAGCAUUGCCCAGUGUCCUCAGGAGCUUCGUCAGAUGAUGGCUGCAGCAGCUGAUGGUUUGGGGAACAUAGCCCUAGAUACCACCCAGCUCAACAUGUCUGUCACCGAUCCCACAGCCUGGGCCACAGCUAUGAAUAACUUGGGCAUGGUUCCCGUGGGGUUGCCUGGACAACAGCUCGUGUCUGACUCAAUCUGCGUGCCAGGCUUCGAUCCAGGCCUCAACAUGAUGACUGGGAUCACCCCCAUUAACCCGAUGAUACCAGGCCUGGGGCUGGUACCGCCCCCACCUCCAACGGAAGUGGCUGUCGUCAAGGAAAUAAUCCAUUGCAAAAGCUGUACUCUUUUCCCCCAAAAUCCAAAUCUUCCACCUCCUUCCACAAGAGAACGACCUCCAGGGUGUAAGACUGUGUUUGUCGGAGGAUUACCAGAAAAUGCUACGGAAGAAAUUAUUCAAGAAGUCUUUGAGCAGUGCGGAGAUAUCACAGCCAUCCGAAAGAGCAAGAAGAAUUUCUGUCACAUUCGCUUUGCAGAAGAAUUCAUGGUUGACAAAGCCAUUUACCUCUCUGGCUACCGAAUGCGAUUAGGGUCGAGCACGGAUAAAAAGGAUUCUGGCCGCCUGCACGUGGAUUUUGCCCAGGCCAGGGAUGACUUUUACGAGUGGGAAUGCAAGCAAAGGAUGCGUGCCCGGGAGGAGCGGCACAGGCGCAAACUGGAAGAGGACAGGCUGCGGCCUCCCUCACCGCCCGCCAUCAUGCACUACUCCGAGCACGAAGCUGCCCUGCUGGCUGAAAAACUGAAAGAUGACAGCAAGUUCUCCGAGGCUAUUACGGUUCUGCUGUCCUGGAUAGAGCGCGGGGAGGUAAAUCGGCGCUCGGCAAACCAAUUCUACUCCAUGGUUCAGUCGGCCAACAGCCAUGUACGCAGGCUCAUGAAUGAAAAGGCUACCCAUGAGCAGGAAAUGGAGGAAGCAAAGGAGAAUUUUAAAAAUGCCUUAACGGGGAUCCUCACUCAAUUUGAGCAGAUUGUGGCCGUUUUCAACGCUUCUACCAGACAAAAAGCUUGGGACCAUUUCUCGAAAGCUCAGCGCAAGAACAUAGACAUUUGGCGAAAGCACUCUGAGGAGCUCCGGAACGCUCAGAGCGAGCAGCUCAUGGGCAUCCGCCGUGAGGAGGAAAUGGAAAUGUCUGAUGAUGAGGACUGUGACAGCCCAACUAAAAAGAUGAGAGUCGAUGAAUCAGCCUUGGCUGCUCAGGCCUAUGCACUCAAAGAGGAGAAUGACAGUCUCCGGUGGCAACUGGAUGCCUACAGGAAUGAGGUGGAGCUGUUGAAGCAAGAGAAAGAACAGCUCUUCCGAACAGAAGAAAACCUCACCAAGGACCAGCAGCUACAGUUUCUACAGCAAACCAUGCAGGGCAUGCAGCAGGGUGGCUAUGGUAAGAAUGUGAAGAGAAUGUUGACUGAAGUAGGAAUGUUGGCUGUGGUGAUGGUGUUGACUAAGGUAAGAAUAUUAGCUUUAGUGAGGAUGUUGGCUGUGGUGAGGAUGUUGACUGUGGUGAGCAUGUUGGCUGUGGUGAGGAUGUUGGCUGUGGUGAGGAUGUUGACUAUGGUGAGGAUGUUGGCUAUGGUGAGGAUGUUGGCUGUGGUGAGGAUGUUGGCUGUGAAUGAGAAUGUCAGCCCUGGUGACUAUGUUGGCUCUGGUGAGAAGGCAGCUGUGGUGAUGACAUUAGGUGUGGUGAGGAUGUUGGCAAGUGGUAAUGUUGGUUGUGGUGAUAAUGGUGCCUGUCGUGAUGAUGCUGGCUGUGGAGGUGACAUUAGUUUUGGAUCCCACAUCCAGAAUUCUAGGCAAGAAACUAAGUCCUGUAAGUGUCAAGUGAUCGAAGACAGUGUGGAAACUCCAGCCCAGGUCUCUCUGCCCACAGCCCCUGUCCCAUCUCUGACACCAUCACUUUCUGAGCCAUGUUUGCUUGAACAUCAGUGCCUUGGCAGUACCGUCGGUGGCAGCAGAAACCUGGUGGAACAUUCUAGCCCAGGCAUCAGGGACAUUAGCAGCCUGUUUGCUGCUUCUCUGUCACGGGCCCCAAUUUGGCCUUCGCAUCAGCAGAUGCAGA